CAAAACAAUUAUAAUAUGCAAUUCAUUUUGUGGGGAUUUCAACUGUCUUGUUUUAUAUGUCACAGGUUAUUGGUGGGAGCUCCAUAUGAAACCAACGGUCACCACCAGACAGGGGAUGUGUACAAAUGCCCAUUGGGAAAACGGUCCAAUGGCAGCUGCUCCAAACUCAACCUAGGAAGGAUUUCUCUGACUAAUGUCGCCGAGCGAAAAGACAAGAUGAGGCUGGGGAUGACACUGACAACCAACCCCAAAGACAACAGCUUUGUGGUCUGUGGACCCCUGUGGUCCUAUGAGUGUGGCAGCUCAUACUACAGCACUGGGAUAUGCUCUCGAGUCAACGCCAGCUUCAAAUUCUCCAAAACCAUAGCUCCAGCCUUCCAGAGGUGUGAGACCUACAUGGAUAUAGUGAUCGUUCUGGAUGGUUCCAACUCCAUCUACCCCUGGACGGAGGUGCAAGCCUUUCUUAUCAACAUUCUACAGAAGUUCUACAUUGGACCAGGCCAGAUACAGGUUGGAGUGGUGCAGUAUGGGGAGAAGGUGGUGCACGAGUUCCAUCUGAAUGACUACAAGUCGGUGGAGGAGGUGGUGAAGAGAGCAAGCAACAUCCAUCAGAGAGGUGGAGAGGAAACCAACACGGCACUCGGCAUCAACGUCGCUCGCUCAGAAGCAUUCAAACGAGGAGCCCGACGAGGCGCCAAGAAGGUGAUGAUCGUGAUCACUGACGGGGAGUCACAUGACAGCCCUGACCUUCAACAGGCCAUCGAGGACAGCGAGAAGGAUGGCAUCACCCGCUAUGCCAUCGCUGUGCUUGGCUACUACAACCGGCGUGGAAUCAACCCAGAGGCAUUCCUGAAUGAGAUCAAGUAUAUAGCUAGUGACCCCGAUGACAAGCACUUCUUCAAGGUGACUGAUGAGUCUGCCUUGAAGGACAUUGUGGACGCGCUUGGGGAUAGGAUCUUCAGUUUGGAAGGGACCAGUAAGAACGGGACAGCCUUUGGCCUCCAGAUGUCUCAGGCUGGCUUCUCUUCACACUUCGUGGAGGAUGGGAUCCUGGUGGGGGCACCGGGGGCCUACGACUGGAAUGGAGCCGUCCUGAAGGAGACCCGACAGGGGAAGGUGGUUCCACCCAAGUCCUCCUACUCACAGGAAUUCCCAGAGGAGCUGAAGAACCACGGGGCCUACCUAGGUUACACAGUAACAUCGGUGGUGUCGGCCAGGAACGGUCGGCUGUACGUGGCAGGGGCACCGCGGUUCAACCAUACUGGCAAGGUCAUCAUCUUCACCCUGAAGAACACUGGUAACCUCACCAUCCUGCACUCCCUCAAAGGACAACAGAUCGGGUCGUACUAUGGGAGUGAGAUCUCCCCGGUGGAUAUAGAUGGUGACGGAGUAACAGACAACCUACUGGUGGCAGCUCCCAUGUUCUUCAGUGGAGGCUGGGAGAAGGGCAAGGUGUACAUCUACAGAGUGACUGAGCUGAAUCGUUUCGUCCUGGAGGGAGCGUUGGAGAUCCAGGACCAUGGUCAGAACGCUCGGUUCGGCUCCUCGCUGGCCCCGGUCCCUGACCUGAACGGGGACGGCUUCAACGACGUGGUGGUGGGGGCUCCGCUGGAGGAUGACCACAGAGGAGCUAUCUACGUCUUCUUCAGCCAACGCAACAGGAUUCUGCGGAAAUACAAACAGAGGAUAGCUGCGUUAGACAUCGCUAGUGGCCUGCGCUACUUUGGCCGUAGUAUCCAUGGCAGUAUGGACAUGAAUGAGGAUGGCCUGGUGGACUUGGCCGUGGGGUCCCUGGGGCGGCCGUGCUUCUAUGCUAUCACUUACAACACCACCAUUGGGGAGCGCCGAUUCAACCCCAGAGCCAUAAUGGACGACCCUGAUAAACUGCUGUUUCAAAACCUGACCCUGCUUUCUGGAGAGGAGACCUGUCAACACAUCUACUUCCAUGUCAUGGUGAGCACUGACUGA
Oncorhynchus keta (chum salmon) is the source of this 1968-nucleotide messenger RNA. Its product is annotated as integrin alpha-11-like. Gene Ontology annotation, biological process: cell adhesion mediated by integrin; cell-cell adhesion; cell-matrix adhesion. Gene Ontology annotation, molecular function: integrin binding. Bases 16 to 1968 code for a protein of 650 amino acids. The transcript is spliced from 13 exons. The record is from RefSeq and is a predicted model, not a curated record. Gene Ontology annotation, cellular component: integrin complex; external side of plasma membrane. Lineage: Eukaryota; Metazoa; Chordata; Actinopteri; Salmoniformes; Salmonidae.